This is a messenger RNA of Acanthoscelides obtectus, 3911 nucleotides long. The record is from the annotation of a GenBank genome assembly. Lineage: Eukaryota; Metazoa; Arthropoda; Insecta; Coleoptera; Chrysomelidae.
GUCUUAUGUGUUCUGUGGGUCUGUGAAGUCAACAACUCUCGUUCUCUCGUCUCUUUGUUCCAUGUCAAGUGAUGACAUUAGGUGAAUUAGUCACAAGUGUUGUUUAUUUUGAACGUGUUUUGAACUUUGAGAAAGUUUUUGAAAAUAUAUCAGCCUGGCGUGAAAAUACAUUCAAAAAUAAGCAAAAUUAUAGCUGCAAAGUCAAUUAUUUAAGUACGACUUUCAAGAAGUGAGGAUAUAUUUAAUAAGAAGUUUGAUGAACAGAUUUUAAAAGAGAAACAUGGCUAGUGAGGCUCUAGUGGUACAGGCAGUUUACUGUUAUAAGAAAACAAAUAAUGACGAGCUUACUUUCAAGAAAGGAGAUAUAAUCACUAUUACUCAAAAAGACGAUGGAUGGUGGGAAGGAACACUUAAUGGUGAAACUGGAUGGUUUCCAAGCAAUUAUGUCAAAGAACUGAAAGAUGUUCCUAAACCUCAUAUAAAUCAGGAGAACCAAUAUAGAAGUGUGGUACUAAAAGAUUUAAUAGAUUCAGAAAAAGCACAUGUCACAGAAUUAGAAGCAUUGGUCACAAAUUUUUUGCAACCAUUAGAAAAAAGCACAUUCCUCACACCAGAUGAAUAUAAGCAACUGACAAGCAACAUCACUGAUGUUCUUGAAACACACCAGCAAUUACUGAAUCUUGUAGAAGCUGAGUCUGCAAAGCCUGGUAAUGAACAGAGAGUUGGGAAGAUAUUUUUGAAUUGGGCAACAAAAAUGAAAAGUGUUCAUCAGACAUAUUGUGCCUCACAUCCUAGAGCAGUUUGCAUUUUGGAAAAACACAGAGAUGAGUUGACAAAGUACAUGGAAUCAAAAGGGGCUGCAAGUCCAGGUGUAUUAGUUCUGACUACAAUGCUGAGUAAGCCUUUUAGAAGAUUGGAUAAGUAUUCAGGAAUGCUGCAAGAAUUGGAAAGAUAUGUAGAGGAGUGUCAUCCUGAUAGAGGUGAUACUCAAAGGUCUGUCAGUAUUUACAAAGAUAUUGCAGCCACAUGCUCUGCUACCAGGAGACAAAAAGAGCUAGAACUUCAAGUGCUCACUGGUCCAGUAAGAGGUUGGGAGGGACCAAGCUUAACCACUCUAGGAGAUAUUAUUUACAUGGGAUCAGUAGCAGUUGGUCCACAACAUCAUGACAGAUAUUUUGUUCUAUUUCCUUCCACACUUGUUAUUCUUUCAGUCAGUCACAGAUUAAGUGCUUUCAUAUAUGAGGGAAAGUUAUUCCUAACAGGAUUGACAGUAACCAGACUAGAAGAUAGUGAUCAAUACAAAAACGCAUUUGAAAUCAGUGCCCCAAUGAUUGACAAACGAGUAGCUGUAUGUCAAAGUAAAGAAGAAGCAGAUCAUUGGGUAGAGCUACUAAAGAAUCAAAUGCCAAGGGCUUCUAAUGCCUCAACUCUGAGUCAGAAGGUAGCACCUUCUCAGGCGCAGUUUGUUCCUCAGCCUCCACCUCAUGUAAGAACUAUAUUGUAUAUUUUUAUUGAUUUGAUGUUACUAAUGCUUAUUCAAAAGAUCUAAAAUUUGGAAAUUCAUUUAAUUAUGAACAAAACUUACAGUUGGUAUUAUUGAUGAUAUGAUUCAAAGUAUCUGCAUACACCUUACACCUAUCUAAAGGGUUUUCCAAUUAGGACUGAUUGAUUUAGGGUGGUUUAUAAGAAGUUAUGCAUAAGGAAUCGUUUUUUUUUUAUUUUAAAGGUCCACAUAUGGCUAUUUGAAUGAAUCAACUGCCUGUCAGGGCUUCUCAUAGUAGGCCAGAUACAAAAGGUGCAAUGUUUAGUGAUCCUGUCAUAUAGGUGCGGAUGAAUUUGAAUAAUGGCCUGGGUUGUCUUGAACUUUAUUGGCAUGGGUGGAUUGUGGCUUUUAAAAAAUAUCUGCGACUUUUUUAGUCUGAUCUUUGAACCAAUGGACCUCUUGAAUCCAUGUCGCUAUGCGAAGUCACAGCGAACAGUUGACACGUCCAAAACAGCUCGUUUUACAACAUCGUCUGGUCCUUAUUGACUAAGAGUUUACUAUCCUUGACAGUCUUCCCCAGUUGCCGUUACGCCCACAUCUCCCCCACCAAUCGGUAAUCACGCCCCUAAUCAAACUUCUUCCAAUCGACGCGGUUGGACGUCUGCUUGUCUCCGACCCACAGCUCCGCUCCGCCCGUGUUUAGCCUUAGGCGCCGCGCCAUAUCAACGUCACGGCAGGCGACCCACCACUUACAAAGAAGACGGGCAGCUGCUGGAUGUCAUUGAAGCGUAUUGCAGUGCGGCGAAGCCGAGAAGUACUGUUAGUUCAGGUAAGAAAAUGUAGCUCAGAAUAACGACAGAUCUUUGCAUACCAAAUCCGACCAAACUUCGUGUACCAGUAUAACUUGCAAGAUAAAAGAUGUAGUACCUGAUAUUGAAGCAUUUAUCAUCAGCCUAAAACUGUAGACUGGAAACAGACGCCAUUGUACCGGACUUCCUUAGUUUAUAUUAUCAUUUUUUGGUCUUGUUUUUUAUCAUUGUAAAUAGAAAUGAAGAGAUAUUGAUACAGGUUAUUUCUGUUUAAUAUCAUUUAAAAAUACAAUAUCUCAUUGCUUUAAUUAAACAAGGUCUUUGGUUUUGAACUGUAGGCUUAAAAUAGGAUAUGCAUUGUGUAGGUGACCUGUUAACUGGAGGUAGCGUCCAGAUGCCAGAGAAACUAUGUAGGUCAUCUUCAUCUUCAAGAAUAUCUCAACCGGCACAACCGCACCUGUUCAGACCUCAUACUCAAAGAGCUACCACAUGGUGUUGCGGAUCAUUCGUUAAAAGACAGUUGAAAAAAACUCAACAACCACAUUCCAAAUAGAAUGUUUUUAAUCUUUAAAUGUUUAGAUUGCAGCAAGCUGCAAUCUGUUAUUCUGUGGUGUGACUAUCAAUAUUAUCAAUACCCUUAUGGUCCCUUACCUAAACUUGUAUGUACGUCAUAAAUCCAUACAAAUUAGCGAGCAAACAGUCAUAACUUAGGCUACAUAUAAAUAACGUCACUUGAAUAAUUUUUAAGAUCAAAUGUUAACCAAAUAAACAUAUUUUCACUUUAACUCCCUUCCCCUCUUCAGUAUAUAAAUUAUGUUAUUAUAUUAGUUUUAUCCUUUAGUUUGAUAGUACCCAUUAUUAAACUGUAUGGUAUAAAGAAGUACUUGAAAAGUGUAAGUCACAGAAUUGUUGUUUUGAAGUGGAAAGGGCAUAAAGCAUGUCUAACUUUGCUGUUUAUAUUUUUAUGCUAACUUCAAGCCUUUUUUAAAAGUGUUUGGUAUCUAACUUGUUAAAGUCUGCUUUAAGACGCCUAUAUAAAGUUGACAGUUGAAUAACAUGUUCUAAGCUACGAAGUUUGAAUGAUUCCACAUAAAUACGCACAUGUCGCAAGAACACUGUACGCGUUAUGAAAUUUGCAAAAUAAGAAAAUAGAAAGACAUAAACUGCAGAAGGAGCAAGAAUAAUCUCACUGGAAAUAAACAAGUUUUUACCUAUGCAUGGUUUUUGCAUGCUUUGAUACAGUGAACAGUGGUGCAGCUACAAAAUAGGAAAUUAUAUGUGUUUGUUUGUUGUCAUGUUAUAUUUAUUUUCGUUUAUUAUUAUACACUGUUUCACAUAGUAUAAUUUUUUCGAACAUUUCCCUGCCAAUUGAUAAUGCUAGCUGCACCACUGGCAUUAAAUAUACAUAUGUUACAAUCAUGACAUUUCUGUAUCUUUUAACAGUGAGUAUCUUAGAUGGUGGGCCUUCGAGCAAAUCUCUGGACCUUCACAAAGUACUGCCAGAAGCUAUCCAACAACUUCAGUCCAAGCUAGCAGUACUAGAAUAUAAUGUGUCUGCAUUAACAUCACAAUUGGGCGAAGAAAAGGAAGCAAGGUAUGCGUCUAAAUUCAAAAAAAAA